Molecule: messenger RNA, 4036 nt
Organism: Oryzias melastigma (Indian medaka)
Lineage: Eukaryota; Metazoa; Chordata; Actinopteri; Beloniformes; Adrianichthyidae
Gene: ankrd40
Product: ankyrin repeat domain 40
Exons: 5
Coding region: 551-1804 (417 amino acids)
Molecular function (GO): protein binding
Source: RefSeq, a predicted model, not a curated record
ACAGGAAGUUCGUCACUAAAUUUGACAAUUUUAUUCGUAAAACCGACAGCAAAACUAAGAAUUUACGUCAAGUUGGGAGUAAAAAGUAAGUUCUGAAACUUGGAAGGUCAGUGCGUGAAGUAACCGAGAUAGGAACUAACAUUUGUGCGCAGUUGUCACAUCUUAACGUUCCCCCCCAGCGAGACGGUGGCGUUUUUUGACAGCACACCGGCAGACCUCUGUCACCAUUAUUUUAGACUGAAUGAGUGUUCGGGGUGACGACAGCGCUUCUGCGACGUUAACCGACAGGAUACAUAAAUACAAAGGAGAAAAGUUGCUGUUUAUCCGCUAAAUGGCGGUCAAGACGAAGUUACGUUAGCUGAAGCUACAAGCUAGCACCUCCUCAAGCUAGCCAGUAGGUACGGUUAGCCACUGUUAGCUGGAGUCUGCUCAGCCGGAGCAGAGUGCAAUCACUUCUUAUAUCGGUCGUAGAUUCUGUUUUGACAAUUGAUGUAAAUAGCGCGGCGGUUUUGAGUCAUAUGAUCUAAAGUCGCUAGUGUUUUGUGGCAAAAUGUCCACGACUUCGUUGGAUAAAGAAUUACAAGAGAGGCUGAGAGAGGCAUCUGCGAUCGGGGAUCUGGACGAAGUGCGCUCGUUAGUGGAGAGUGGAGUAAAUGUUAAUUCCCAAAACGAGAUCAAUGGAUGGACAUGCCUGCACUGGGCUUGCAAGAGGAACCAUAAGCAUGUAGUGUCCUAUUUACUCAGUUGUGGGGCAGACAAAGAAGUCCUCACGGCUAAAGAUGAGCUGGCCUCUCAGCUAACAUCCAAACCGGAGAUCAAGCGACUGUUAGGCGUUGAGGUGGAAGACGUGCCUGAACUCAAGGAGCCCGAGUUAGCAAUCAUCCCAAAUUACCUGUCCAAUCCACCCUUCAUGUAUUCCAAGAUGGAUAACAAGUCUGAGAUUAUCCACGGACAGCACAACGGUCAGAACGGCUCUGGUGAUUCUGUUGAAGACGCCCAGACCGACUCUGUCUCCCCCUCUCCAACAGACGGGAUCCAGACGUCACAGAGUCUGGUUUCUGAAAGCUCCUCCCCUGAAAAUCCCGCCGUCAACCACAGUCAAGCUAGUGAAUUCAUUCCGGUGCAUGAGCAAAAUGGUGCGUCAUCCCCUGCGUCCUCGCCUCACAGCCACGCGGUUGUUAACUGCACAGUGCCCAUGGACCUGUCAGUGGAGCCUCACCUGGUUAAUCACGCUGACUAUCCCCACGCCGUCGCACACAACGGAACCAUGUGUUCCUCCCCACUGGCCUCGCCGUGCCCCAAUUUGGCAAGCAGUGGUGGCGGCGGCAGUCAGGUCCAAGCCCAGGUGGCCAGCGCUAACCAGAGCAUAAACCGGCAAGCAUCUGUCCCACAGCAGCUGAGCUACAACCAGGCCAGCGGGCCCAUGCCAGCCUUCCAGCCCUUCUUCUUCACCAGCACUUUCCCUGUUAAUGUUCAAGAGUUGGUACUGAAAGUUCGGAUCCAGAACCCCAACGCCAGAGAGAACGACUUUAUCGAGGUGGAACUGGACCGGCAGGAGCUCACGUACCGCUCCCUGCUCAGAGUCUGCUGUCGGGAGUUAGACAUCAGCGCUGAGCACGUGGAGAAGAUCCGCAAGCUCCCCAACACCAUGUUGAGAAAGGACAAAGACGUGGCUCGGCUGCAGGACUUUCAGGAGCUGGAGAUCGUGCUGGAAAAAGCCGAGAGUUUGUCCCUCUUUCCUUCUGGUGGGAGUCUAACAGACAGACCCUGCUACAACAUGAAGGCCUCCCGGCUCACCUACUAAAGCUGCAACCCCCCCUCCUUCCUGAGGUCCCCCGAUGGGCUUCUGUAGCGACCCACGAGCAACCUUAACUUGCUUAGAGCUUCUUUACCGAUCUGGAUCCGUUUCUCCACUGUAGCCGUCGUCCUCUGGCCCUCCUGCUGCUUUCAUGUACCCAACCAGCUCCAAGCGACUACUGAUGCAUGGCGCCCUCCAUUGUGUGUGAAAGUAUUUGCCCCCCUCCCUCUCUCUUUAUCACUCUCUCUUCCCACUGCACUUUGUGCCAAGGAUCUAGUGGGUCAAUCGAGGUGUUUGGGAGGGUGUUGGCUCGUCUUCCUUACAGGCUGGACUCAACUCUUGCAAUCGCCUUAUAUGGACUUUUUGAACCGUCUGAAGUAAGAAGCAGAGGAUGAUGGGAAGGAUUGGCCAUUCCAGGACUUGGGUUUUAGAACAAACACACUUCAUUCCAUCUAGACACUUUUCUAUGUGCUCUUGCAGAAACCUGUAGUGUCUUUUUUUUGCGGGGAGGAUCUGCUCUUAAGGUGGAAUUUGUCUCUCGGUUGAGAUUUAGGGAUCUGAUCACGCUACUCCCACAUAGAUGGGUACAACUGAGAACAAAUACUGGCCUUCAUUCAGUUUAAAUUGAUACUGUGGGAAGAGUCUCGUUUGUCUUUAGUGAAUCCUUUUGUUUAGAGAUAAAUUAUAAUACCAAGCAGAUCUGUUUAUAUGUUACUACAAAAGUCAGAGUUUGCAGUGUGUUAUGUUAAAUCAGUUGUGAAGUAUUCAAAUAUAUAAAUUUAGAGUUUAUUCAGACUAAUGAAUGGUUCUGGGUCAAACACAGAACAUCAACCAAAAGUUGAGCAAAGCUUUUACAUUUACCCCCCAAAAAUAGAAUCCAUUUUUGUGUGCUUCCCUGUUCAUCAAACGUUUAUGGAAAUCUUUACAUUUCACAAGCAGAUUUAUGGACCUUAGCUUUCUUGGAAAUUACAUGAUCAGAUGCUGGUGAUUUAACACUAACGGCGUGGCGACGGCGGACGCCACGUCCAGCUGAACGAUACUGCUGCUUCCAUAAAUCCAUAAAGCCGAGGCUCCCUUCAUCAGAGGAUGUUGCACACGCCCUACAAUCAGUUACUAACAAGUGUUUCCCGUCUUAUUUGUAUGCGUACUUGUACAUUUUCGUCUUUCUUUUGAGUAUUUUUAACCCGUUAGAUUUAUUAUUUUCACAUCAAAGUUCUUCGGAGCUCCACGGCGAUGAUGGAACGUUUAGAGAUCUUAUCACUGAAGUGCAAUGCCAUGGAAGACGUUCGUUUUCCAGCAUAUCAGGACUACAGAGUGCUUAUUUUCACCCUUUUCCAACCAUAUGAAACACUUGAAAGCUGUGCUGCAUUUGUCGGUCAGGAAUUCCCUUCAAGAAAGUUGGACGAUGUGGAGUCAAAGAAAUAAAAGUCGUACUGUUUCGUGCCCGGCGGGCGGCAACAGUUGCAUGUUUGUAAUUUGUUAGUUUUCUUUUUUUUGUGGGAUUUUUGUGCUUCUGUAAAGAGAUUUGCUAAUUACUGCAGAAAAUGGAGUUGAAAUUAACCUAUGCAUUCAGAGUUUGAUAUUUUUAUAUGAAGCAGGUCCUGUAUACUUGUAGAAAAAAAACAAAACGCUUUUGAAGUUGUGUUGUUUUGGUCAUCAUGAAGACCUUUUAUCUGUAAACUACACUACAUUUUUUUAUUUCUUUAGUUAUAUCUAAACAUCCUAACGUCUACCAAUGUUAAUCAAUUAGAGCUUAAUAAAUAUCUGAACAGUCUGUGAAGGGAAAUGACGUCAGAUUUUCUGCAUCUCUCUGGUGAAAUGAAAUUAGUUUCAUGUUUUAGCCACAAGAGGGAGCCCAAGAGCACAGGUCUACUCCAUAGAAAUACUAUUGAGAAAACAUGGCUUUGGGCUUCUAAAAUCUUUCUUUCUUGGCUCAAAAAUAAUAAUGAUUUAUUUAAGCUUAUUAAUGCUGAUACCUCACUCAACUACUAAGAUAAUACAAAAAAGAUGGUGCUUUAAAUCUUUCUUACAUGUCAAAUAAUGAGUCGUCAUCCUUAUGUGGUCUGACUGCUGGCCACUUUUGAUCUCAAAUUGUUGCAUGAACCGUUUCCUUAUGAAGUUCCGGUAAAAUUGGGUCAAAUUGAAUUGUAUAAGAAUAAGUGGGGGAAUGACAAACGACUACUGUGAAUCUGGACUUCUCAAUGCUCAGAAUUAUUCUAAUAAAGUCAAAUAUACGUA